GAUUACCCUUUUUGGGGUUUUCCUAAUUUCCUUCGCUUCUGAACGGUUCCUUUGAUAGUACGUAAAUUCAGAGAGAGGAAGUCGGUUUAAAGAAUUACAAGCAGAAGGAGAAGAAGAGAUGGAGGAGCCCCUAGUGAAUGAUAUCUGCUCUAUCUGCCACGGGAGCUUCAACACUCCUUGUCAAGCCAAUUGUUCACACUGGUUCUGCGGAAAUUGUAUAUUGCUUGUUUGGCACCAUGGUUCUGCACUUCAGCCAUGUAAAUGCCCACUAUGUCGUCGUCAGAUUACUUUGCUGGUUCCUGCCGAGGCUUCAUUAAGCGAGCGUCACAACCCCACUGUUGCUGAGAUUCUGGGUAAGAUUGAAACAUACAAUCGUUAUUUUGGCGGACAUACCAGAGGUCUUAUUCAGAGAUUGCAAGACCUCCCAUUUCUGCUCCGAAGGUUGUUGCGAGAAAUGUUGGAUCCUCAGAGAUCACUUCCUCUUGUCAUCAAGGCCCGGGUCUAUAUUGCUAUGAUACUCAGUGUUGUCUACAUUAUCAGCCCUGUAGAUAUUAUUCCAGAAGGAAUUUUGGGAAUAGUUGGCCUUUUGGAUGAUCUUGUCAUAGCACUCGUUUGUUUUCUCCAUGUUGCUGCCAUCUAUCGGUCGGUACUCUUUUUUCGUCAUGGAGGUUCUUCUUGAAACGCCCUCGAGCAUGGUGUAUGUAAACAAUGUAAGUUUCCAUGUUGAUGCAGUGGCAUCGGACUGGUUGGAUUCGAUGUCAAGAAUGAGGCGCCGGGAUUCAUUAGUUUCUUCGCAUUGUGAUUGUAAUUUAUCUCUCAAUUGUUACUUCUUCUGUAUAAUUAUUGAUGGAUUAAGUCUAUGGAUUUUCUGGAAACAAUGAGUUAGUGGCUUUCUUCCACUUGCAAACGCAUACAUGUUCUGUAUAUCGUUGUUUGUUUUGGAAGAUGUUUCCAACAUAUGAAGAGAUGACAUUUGCUUGCU
This is a messenger RNA of Tripterygium wilfordii, 982 nucleotides long. Its product is annotated as E3 ubiquitin-protein ligase RNF170-like. The transcript has 6 exons. Gene Ontology annotation, molecular function: ubiquitin protein ligase activity. NCBI's taxonomy places the organism in Eukaryota, Viridiplantae, Streptophyta, Magnoliopsida, Celastrales, Celastraceae. The record is from RefSeq and is a predicted model, not a curated record. The coding region runs from base 119 to 679 and encodes 186 amino acids.